AAUUGUAUACUUAGUACCAGUUAGUGCUUAUACAUACAUAUGUAUGUAAGUAAAUACUUUAAUGGUGUAUGUAAUUUAAUAUCAAAGUACCUCAGAAUUUGGCGGCAAUGUGAUCUUGAUGUUUCUAUAAAUGCUAUCUGAGAGAUUCACAUUUCUUAUGUUAUGAAAAUCUUAAUUUUUGUGUAUAUUGCAUAAAAUUUAUAACGUUGCAAUGCCAGACGUGACAAUUAAUAACGUUAUUGUAAAUUUUCCUUUUAAACCAUAUUCGAUACAAGAAGAAUAUAUGGUAAAAGUGAUAGAAUGUCUUCAAAACGGUAAAAAUGGUGUUUUGGAAUCUCCAACUGGUACGGGGAAAACACUCAGUCUUCUGUGUUCUUCUUUAAGUUGGUUAUUAACAAAGAAAGCUCAAUUACAAGCACAAUCAUUAAUAGGUGCAAUUGAGAAGCCUGAUUUUGGUGGACAUUUUUUUAAUCAAUUGAGUAAUGGACUUAAAGAAGGAACAGGAGAUUCCGAGCCUACUAGUAAUUUAGGUUGGGCACCACCAAAAAUUAUCUAUGCAUCUAGAACUCAUUCCCAACUGUCGCAAGCAAUGCAAGAAUUAAAAAGAACUUCCUAUAAACAUGUAAGCACAGCUGUUUUGGGAUCUCGAGAUCAGCUUUGUAUUCAUCCAGAAGUUUCCAAAGAAACUAGUGGUUCAAACAAAAUAUAUAUGUGUCAUUCUAAAAUCAAAUCUAGGACAUGUUUCUAUUACAAUAAUGUUGAAAGCAGGAAAGAUGAUCCUCUUUUUAAACAAGAAGUACUUGAUAUAGAAGACUUAGUAAAAGCUGGACAAAAAUUUAAAUGUUGUCCAUACUUUUUGUCCAGGGAACUUAAACAGAAUGCAGAUAUUACCUUUAUGCCAUAUAAUUACUUACUGGAUUCAAAAUCACGGAAGACACAAGGCAUAGAUAUCCAAAAUAAUAUUAUUCUUUUAGAUGAAGCACACAAUAUUGAGAAAACAUGUGAAGAAGCAGCAUCAUUACAGAUAUGUAGUACAGAUAUUGCAAUGUGCAUUGAUGAAAUAACAGCUGUAAUGGAAGAUAUGGCUAGUAAUAUUGAACAAGAAAAUGAUUUUUCAAUGGAAAAUUCAGGAAAUAUUGUAAAAGAUUUUACUGCGGAUGACUUAUGUAUUUUAAAAGCUAUGUUUCUGGAAUUAGAGAAAGCUAUUGAUGCUAUAGAAAUCCUAAAACGCAAUGAGGGAGAUACAUUUCCUGGUGGAUACAUUUUUGAAUUACUAGGAAAGGCACAAUUAACUCAUGGCAGAGAACAACUUGUAAUAGAAAAGUUGGAGAAAAUUGCUUUUUACUUAACAACUACAAGCACUUCUCCAUUUACAAGAAAAGGUCAUGCACUUCAGAAAUUCAGUGACCUAUUAAAAACUGUAUUUAGCAGUGGUAAUAGUCCACGCUAUAGAGAAAAAAUCAAACAAUGUUAUAAAGUGUAUAUUCAAUUAGAAGAACAGAAAAAAACAAAACAAAAUGAAGUUUGGGAAACAAAAAAAAUACUUAAAAAGAAUGAAAGCAAAGUUAUCAGUUAUUGGUGUUUUAGUCCUGGAUUUAGUAUGCAACAACUAAUGGACCAAGGUGUGCGUUCAAUAAUAUUAACAAGUGGUACAUUAUCUCCUUUGAAACCUUUUAUAUCUGAACUUGGAAUACCAAUUGAACUUCAAUUAGAAAAUCCACAUAUUGUGAAAGGAGAUCAAAUUUGUGUCGGUAUCCUUAGUCAAGGACCUGAUGGUUAUUCAUUAAAUUCUUCUUUUAAUACAAGAAAUGAUCCAAAAUAUAUAGCAUCUCUUGGGCGAACAGUGCUUAACUUUAGUUGUAUUAUUCCUCAUGGUCUAUUAGUUUUCUUUCCUUCAUACCCAAUAAUGAAAAAGUGUAAAGAAGAAUGGCAAACUACAGGCUUGUGGACUAAAAUUGCAGAUCGUAAACCUAUAUAUGUGGAACCUCAGUACAGAGAUGGUUUUAUAAAUGUUAUGAAUGAGUAUUACGAAAAAAUCAAAGAUCCCUCUUGUAAAGGUGCUAUUUUUAUGGCAGUUUGUAGGGGUAAAGUGAGUGAAGGGCUUGAUUUUGCUAAUGCAAAUGGAAGAGCUGUAUUAAUUACAGGUCUUCCAUUUCCACCUUUAAAAGAUCCGAGAGUUAUAUUAAAACAACGGUAUUUAGAAGAAAUGAAGAAACAAAAUAAAGAGGCUUUGUCUGGUCAACAAUGGUACCAGCUUGAAGCAUCACGAGCUGUUAACCAAGCCAUUGGCCGCAUAAUACGUCAUAAAAAUGAUUAUGGAGCUAUAAUUCUUUGUGAUUGUCGAUUUGAUAAUCCAAGUUUUAAGAAACAUUUAUCUGCUUGGCUCAGACCUCAUAUAAAAAAUUUUACCUCUUUUGGUAUUAUUAUGAAAGAGCUAAAAGAUUUUUUCAAAUAUGCACAACACACUUUUCCACAACCGAACAUGCCUGGUGUACAAUUUACAAGUAGUUAUGUUUCAUUACCAGCAAUAUCAGCAUCAUUUGAUACAACCGUGUCUCGCACUGGAAAAGCUACUUUAAAGCAAAAAAUUGAAACCCCUUCAACUAAAGAUAUCUUCAAUAUUGAUUCAUAUACUAAGAAAGAUGAGGGAAGUAAACAAUCGGUUGAAACACAAAAAAGAAACUUGUUUGAACUUUUGGAAACAGAAUCAAAGCCUGUAAUUAAUUUUAGUAAUUGUAAAUUAAAAAGUGAUUAUACCACUUGUGAACUAACAAAAAAUAGCAGUGAACCUGUCACAAAAAAAAGGAAAAUAAAAAUGUUACCAAUAGAAUUUAAUGAACAUUUAUCUGGUGCUUCAACUUCCUCAUGUGUAAAUAGGGAUCAUACAGAUAAUACAACAUAUUCUCAACAAAUAUGUGAAGAAACUAAUAAUGAAGAAACUGAUAAAAAAGCUUUGGGCAAAGCAUAUUUAAAGGAAGUAAAACGAUCUUUAUCAGAAGUUGAUUAUAAAAUAUUUGCGAAAAUGAUACAGGACUAUACAAGAACAGGCAAUCUGGAGGAAUUGUUAAAAAUACUUCAAAAUCUAUUUUCCCCUAAUAAGGAAUUGCUUCAUUUAUUUAUAGGUUUUAAAUAUUUUGUAAAGAAGCAACACAUUUCUGUAUUUGAAAAUCAUAUUACUUUGAUCACAAAUACGCAAACGUAACAGUAAACAUAGAAAAGAAUUCAAAGAUUCAUAACAUUUUAAUAUAAAGAGUUAUUAUUAAAAACACGUUACAACAUGAUCAGCACUGAGAAACAGCUGGCACUUAAAUGCAAUAGAUAUUGAAGACAAGGAGGUCAAACUUUGUCUAUAAAAAGAACAUUCACAAGGUGCAUAUAAGAACAACCCUCCUUAUUUGAUUUUAAAAGACUGAUAUAAUAUUUCUAUUUUUUAAUAACCUAUCUCAAAUUUACACUUAUAUCUGCUACAUAUUUAACAUAUGAUAUUAAAAUAAUUAUUGAUUAUAAUAUAUUUCAUGUUAUUUUCUAAAAUAUUUUAUACUAUGUAUAUUAAAUACAAAAUCAUUAUAAAUAUUUGUCUGUAAAACAAAAAAUAAAUAAAAU
This is a messenger RNA of Bombus pyrosoma, 3603 nucleotides long. RefSeq names its product regulator of telomere elongation helicase 1 homolog (gene Rtel1). NCBI's taxonomy places the organism in Eukaryota, Metazoa, Arthropoda, Insecta, Hymenoptera, Apidae. Gene Ontology annotation, cellular component: nucleus. The record is from RefSeq and is a predicted model, not a curated record. Gene Ontology annotation, biological process: regulation of double-strand break repair via homologous recombination; DNA repair; negative regulation of t-circle formation. The coding region runs from base 212 to 3202 and encodes 996 amino acids. Gene Ontology annotation, molecular function: DNA binding; DNA helicase activity; DNA polymerase binding. The transcript is spliced from 13 exons.